Spodoptera litura is the source of this 2468-nucleotide messenger RNA. RefSeq names its product Clock interacting protein circadian (gene Cipc). The record is from RefSeq and is a predicted model, not a curated record. Lineage: Eukaryota; Metazoa; Arthropoda; Insecta; Lepidoptera; Noctuidae.
UUCGUUCGCCGUCGCCGAGCCGAGUCAUUCCACGUUCGGUAUUGAAGCUGUUCGCACGUCAGUCGUUCUCAACAGUGUACAUCGUUAUAUUUGUUAAUAAUAUUGACAUCUCGUGUUAAUUCAGUGCUAAAAACCUGUGUUGUUUUGCCACCAUGUGUGAAAAAAGGACAAGGAAGAUAAAGAAAGGUUCUCACCUGAACCGCCUGCGUGAGGCGCGACGCAUUCAAAGAAUGCAGAGACUGUCAUCACCGUCCACCAGUGAUGACAACACCACCGUAUCCGUGUCCCCGUGCCCACCGGCCGUCGACAAAAUCGCCCAGAACAGGGUGAUCCUCGAACUGGCCUGGAAGACAGUGGCGCUCAUGCACAAAAACAGACUCAUCCAACAAAAGAUCAUCGCACUGAAGAAAGAAACCUCAGAAUUCGUCGCCUCCAUCAUGAACAAUCCUGAAAAUAGAAAACGUUACGUCGAACACAUUCGCAUGUACGGACCCACGGCGCAGGCGCAGACACAAAAGCCAGAUCACUCCCCACUACAACUAGAACCCAAGGUGUAAACGAUAACGGUGUCAAUCAACUCCGAUGACAUCGGUGUGAACGAGUGAGUGAGUGAAUGAGAGAUAUGUUUUGUUCAGUUUGGCAUGAUUGGUUGAAUGUUACUUAAAGCCUGUUGUUGAGUUAUUUAGCUUUUUGACUUACUUAUAGACCUUGUAUACAAGUUAGCUUUAUGUCAAUAUAAAUUGGCAUUUUUAUUGUGAUCAAAUUUAUUUAGGGGUCGUUGAAAUUCUUAAUUCCAUAGUUGUCGUAAUUUUCCAAAUUAGAUACUUCGUUGUGUCUCUUCUAUAAUAUUAAUGUAUGUAGUAUUGAAUAUUUAAGAUAGCCAGCCGUUGAAGCUGUUUCCUCAUAUUAGUAUUGGUUUCAUACUACCAGCAAUAAAUAAAUUAAUGCAGUGUCUUAAGUAAAAAUGUUGUGGCUAAUAAUAACUUCUUGUUGUUAUAGAAGUAAGCUUUGAAGAGGUUGUAAGUAAGAGGCUGUUAAGAUAUAAGGUAGACAUCUUCGUACCACUGUGAUUCGGUUAAACAUCGGCCGUUAGGGAUUAACAAAAUGGCGUACUAUUUACGCGAGACCGGUGAGCUAGGGUAAAUGGUAUUGUUAAGAGUUAGACUUUAAUGUAGUACUUUGUUUCCAAUUAUAGACUUUGUGGUUCAAGCUUAAUGGGAAUUAAAAUUUGCGCUUACUAGGUGGCGCCUCUGUAGAGUAAAGUCCUGUCAAUAUGAUUGCUAACAAAAGUUUACUUAAUGUGGUGACACCAUUGGCGCUCUUAGUCGAGCUGGACGCCCCGCUACAAACGGUUUAGUGUUUUCAGCAUUCUUUCGAUUAGCGAAGCACAAAAUUAUCGAAAUUGUAUUGUAAUUUUAAAAAACUUAAGAUUAUCAUAAAUUGUUGUAAUACUGCCAAUAGGUUUACUUUGUUAUUAGAUUUUGCGUUUAAAAACAUGGUACGAAGAACUCGAAAGAAAGGUUUUCAAAUUAAUACUCCUAGCACUUAAUUUAAGUUAGUUCUUUAAUUAUUUUAGGUUUUAAACAAUUUCUACAAUAACAUCUUUGUACCUAUUUGUUAAGUCGACACUUUUGAUUGAACCAAGAAUCAAUAAAUCCAACUUGAGAAGUUCAUUCAUUACGAAUGUAUCAUCAUUUUGCCCGAUUUGUUAUGACAGCUCAUUAUUUAAGGUUAUACUUGUGUUAUUACGUUCUAGUAAUACAAAACCACCGAUUGUGGAUGUCACUUGUGUGAAAGAACUUAAAUCUCAAAAUCACCUUCAAUUAGAGCUUCUCAAGGUGACGUACAAUAUAGAUUUGGAGAGAGUUAUCUAAUGUCUCUCUUUGGGGUCAUUAUCCUCUGAGAAAUGUACAGGCGCACUAGUACAUCAAGCUAGCCCAGACUACAAUAUGUCAAAGUUUGGAGUAGCUUGAUAUGACGUCUGUAUAAAAUAGAUGUCCGUUUGUCCUCCUGCGGAUAUACUUGGUUCAAUGAACAGUUCAAUUCAAGACUUACCUUAGAUUGCAUUUAAUAGAAAUUAAUAUAAUCAAGAUUGCACAGAUCUACCAAUCACUGUGUUCAUUAUAAAUGUACGUAUCGAUACUGGUUCCAGUAUGUUUAUCACAAAAAUACAUUAAUUACUAUAAGAAGUAUUAAACACGAAAUCUUUUUUAUCUUUGUAUAAUUUGUUGAUUCGUUUUUGUAAGGUAGAGUAGGUAAGGGUUCAAAAUUACAGGGAGUGCGAAAUUCUAAAACGCGAAUCCUUUCAAGAGAUAAGUAUUAAACGACUAAAAUUAAGUUGUUAUUAUAUAAUUUAUUGCACAAGGCUCCCAAUGUGUAUGUUUAAUGUACCUACGCUUAAAAUCUUGGCUUUUUUGUGGUUUAUUUAGAUCAUAAGUCAAAUUUGAAAAAUACACUAGUCUUUCGAA